GGAGUCGUUGCUUCCCGCUUCUGCCAGCAAGUCUUUCCACCCUGAGCUGCUGUCAACCCUUCGAAUUUUGGAAAGAGAGACACAGACGAGCUCAAAUGGCCCGUCUUCAGGGGAGCGGGAGGCACGAGCAGAGCAAAAGGGAGGCAAGGGCCCGAUUCUGGCAGCAUGCGGCUGCACCACUGGUUUGUGGCGAUACGUGGCGGGGCAGCUCAACUUGAGCCGUUGCUGUAGCUUGCGCAGCUUGCUUGGCUACACUGCGCGGGGUGAAGCCGCACCAACCAGAACGGCUCUGGUCUCAGAACGUCUCCAGCCGAUCAAGCAUAGCCCCUCAUGGACCUCGUGCAGUCUGACUAGCUCACAUCCCCGUCAGUGCAUGUGUUCAGACAGCAGGGUGGGAUUUAGGUGGGAAUGUGAUCCAGAGCUCCACUUCUGCGAUUGUGCCUCCGCACAUGCGUCCAUCAUGGCAUUCAGACCUGUGCUUCCACAAACUGCCAGUCAUAUGGGAGUUUCCGAAAAUAAGGGGUACCUUAUUUUGGGGGGUCCUUAUAAUAAGGAUCCUACUAUUUAG
Molecule: messenger RNA, 568 nt
Organism: Symbiodinium sp. CCMP2456
Lineage: Eukaryota; Dinophyceae; Suessiales; Symbiodiniaceae
Source: the annotation of a GenBank genome assembly